AUGUGUUCACUAACAGAAAAGGACAGACCAGUUGUUCAGCUGUUACUGAACACUGGCACUUGCCCACGAUGUAUUUUGAGGUUCUGCUGUGUGGGAUCACAGACACUUUAUAGACGUCCAUACAAGGAUUUGAUGAAGGAUUUAAAAGAAUUUCUGAAAAAUAAUCAAGAAAAAGAAGUUACAGUUUGUUUUGACGUAGUUGAUCCGCCUUGUAAGAGAAUGAGACUUGAACACGCAGAAGAAGGGCCUGAUGAUGUGAACCACAAUGGAGCACUCCAGCAGAUUCCUUCAGUUAAUGAUGAAAAUACCGCAAUGGAAAACUCGGCUGUGAAGGUUUGCAAUGUGUGUUUGGGAAUUCUUCAGGAGUUCUGUGAGGCUGACUUUGUUAAAAAGGUGUGCCAAAAGGUUAAUAUUGCUGACUACCAGUUCACCAGUUUUGUAUUUUCUGUGUCACUACCCCCACAGCUUUCUGUUAGGGAGUGUGCUGCUUGGCUGCUGGUAAACCAGGAAAUAGGAAAACUGGGCCUUUCCUUGGCAAAGGAUGACGUUGUUCAGCUGAAAGAAGCUUAUAAGUGGAUUAUUCAUCCCCAGUUGUCAGAAGAGUUGGGUGUUCUUUUUCCUGCUGAUGGAAAGAGUUUGUUUGAAGUUAGCGUGGUCUUUGCUCACCCAGAAACAGACGAGGAGUGCCAUUUCCUAGCCUCAGCCUGUCCAGACUGUUUCAAACCAGCAAAGAACAAACAGUCUGUUUUCACUAGAAUGGCGGUUAUAAAAGCUCUGGAGAAGAUAAAAGAAGAGGAUUUUCUCAAGCAUUUUCCAUGUCCCCCAAGUUCACCAAAGAACCUCUGCAUUGCUCUGGAAAUUCAGUGCAAUAAUGGUGCAGUUUUUGUGGCUGGAAGAUACAAUAAAUAUUCAAGGAAUUUACCUCAGACUCCCUGGAUUAUUGAUGGGGAGCGGAAGCUGGAAUCUUCAGUAGAAGAACUGAUUUCGGAGCAUCUAAUGGUAGAAUUCAAAGCAGAUAGCUUUAAUUUUUCUUCCUCUGGAAGAGAAGAUGUGGAUGUAAGAACACUAGGCAAUGGAAGGCCCUUUGCAAUUGAGCUUGUGAAUCCUCGUAGAAUACAUUUUACUGCUGAGGAAAUGAAGGGACUUCAGCAGACAAUUAAUAACUCUUCAGACAAAAUACAGGUUCGAGAUUUACAGCUUGUCACCAGAGAGGCAAUUGGUCGUAUGAAGGAAGGUGAAGAGGAAAAGACAAAGACUUAUAGUGCCUUAAUAUGGACAGACAAAGCAAUACAGAAAGAAGAUAUUGCGUUUCUAGAUGAUAUCAAGGAAUUAAAACUUGACCAGAAGACACCUCUCCGGGUUCUUCACAGAAGACCUCUAGCUGUAAGGUGCCGGAUCAUUCACACCAUGAAAUCUGAGUACAUAGACGAGCAUCAUUUUCGCCUGCAUCUGAAGACUCAAGCAGGAACCUACAUUAAAGAAUUUGUGCAUGGAGACUUUGGAAGAACAAAGCCCAAUAUUGGCUCCCUACUGAACAGAACGGCUGACAUUCUGGAGUUGGAUGUAGAAUCUGUUGAUGUUGACUGGCCUCCAACCCUGGAUAAUUAA
Molecule: messenger RNA, 1608 nt
Organism: Antrostomus carolinensis (chuck-will's-widow)
Lineage: Eukaryota; Metazoa; Chordata; Aves; Caprimulgiformes; Caprimulgidae
Gene: PUS10
Product: pseudouridine synthase 10
Biological process (GO): tRNA pseudouridine synthesis
Molecular function (GO): pseudouridine synthase activity; RNA binding
Source: RefSeq, a predicted model, not a curated record